AUGUUUGUCCCUCGACACUUCGCCAAAUCUGUACCUCCAUUCUGCAAGUCCAGACGACUAGACCUCCGUUUUGGCACCCCCGCCCUCUCCGCCUGCAUGUAUUUAUGCCGUCGGGCAUGUGAACACGACACCGGCUUCGAACAUUCCGCGGCCUCGUCACAAUCAAAUUAUUUUAAAAGUAGUUCCAGUUGCCUCUGCACCAUGGCGCAUCAGAUCGUGGCCGCCGAUACUUUGCAAGAGGCGCCCAAACUUUUGAGCAUGACACACAAACACCUCUAG
Protopolystoma xenopodis is the source of this 279-nucleotide messenger RNA. Lineage: Eukaryota; Metazoa; Platyhelminthes; Monogenea; Polystomatidea; Polystomatidae. The record is from the annotation of a GenBank genome assembly.